Rosa chinensis is the source of this 537-nucleotide messenger RNA. RefSeq names its product phenylalanine--tRNA ligase alpha subunit, cytoplasmic. Lineage: Eukaryota; Viridiplantae; Streptophyta; Magnoliopsida; Rosales; Rosaceae. Bases 1 to 537 code for a protein of 178 amino acids. The record is from RefSeq and is a predicted model, not a curated record. The transcript has a single exon.
AUGGCGGAGGAUGUCGUCCUCGAAUACCUACAGAACCACCACGAAAUCGCAGACUCUCAACUCUUCGCAGCCCAAGCCAAUAUCAACCACGACGACAUCGCUAAUGCUAUUAACAGUCUCACUGAUCAUGGAUACGUUGACUCUCAGGAGAUUAUAGAGGAGACAUGGUUGCUCACCGAGGCAGGAAAGACAUAUGCUGUUCAUGGAUCACCUGAAGUGCGUCUCUUCCUGGCCAUACCACAAGAGGGUAUCACAAAAGAUGAAUUGCAGAAAAAGUUCGAUGCAUCAGAAUUCAAAAUAGCUUGCGCCAAGGCUGCACAGAAUAGAUGGGUGGACUUCGGAAGGCAACUAGUGACCAGGAAGAUCCAACUUGUGGAUAAUGACAAGGUCCAAACUUUGCUUCUACAGAUACAAAACGCAGAGGAAAACAUCAGCCAAGAUGACAUCAAGGCUCUCACCAAAAGAAAGCUUAUUGUUCUACAAGUGAAGCAAGGCUUCUCAGUGAGAAGAGGUCCCAAUUAUGCUCUCCAACAGUGA